GUAGUUGUGCUAGAGACAAAGGGAGGGUAUUUUCGAACCCCUCGCGCGUUUCUGGGGUAGCCUGCAUUGCGCAUUCAGCAUUCACGAGACAGGCGCAUUGUGGCGACGCCGCGCCGAAGUCGACGGUUAUCGCCAACCGGGACAACGCACUCCAGGAAAGUAGGCUCGCAAAACAACCAGCGACCUCGGUCAGAAGGGGGUGCCUGAAUUGAGCCCUACAGCUCCUACAUCAGUCACCACUUCAACCAGCUGGUUAGCCGGAAGUCAUCAGCUAAAUGUGGGGCAGGGCUAACAUGGCAGGUGUGACUCUUGUACUUGGCCUGAUGUGUAUGCUCGUUCUAGGAGAAGCAGGAAACACGGAAGUAACGAGCGUCGACUCAGAAGCGGAAGCAAUAUUAGAACGAGCAACCUUGUGGCUUUGGAGUCAAAGGGACAAGGACGCUGGUUGGAAAAAUGAUACUCACAGGAUCUUGCUGGCCCUUAGGUUGGCAAAUUUAUCAAAAGACGACAAUAUUCCUCCUGCAGCUUCUUUAGAAAUGCAACUCAGUACCAAGCAGAUGGAAUUGGAAAUUGUCCUUCUCCUUUGGAGACACAGAGAAGCAGGAUUUUCACCAGUUCGAUUGGCCCGUUACACAUUGGCUUUAAAUGCUCUUUGUAUGGAUCCAAGACAGUUUUACGGACAUGAUUUAGUCGGAACAUUGCAGCAUCAUGAAGAACCCCCAACGGACUAUGAAUUCGCGCUUACCACAUUAGCUGUUUGUAGUGCUCAAGCUCAUGGUCGCAAAAGACAAAUACGAAGGCUUUUAGACAUCGCAAGCUCUCCACAGGAUCACAAUUUAGACACAGUAGCAAUGGUGAUUCUCGCAUUGCGGUGUAUUGUCCAGGAUCACAGGCAUAGAAAUUUGCAGCAUUUUGUACGAAAGCCUUCCUUAAGUUUGGCCCGGCAACAACGGCAUGAUGGAAGUUUUGGUGAUCUUCACACUACGACUUUAGUGAUGCAAGCUUUAGAAGAGACAGAGAAUGAACCAACGGAUACGUGGAAUAGAACAGCUGCACUAGCUUGGCUUUCGAGUCGUCAAAAAACUGAUGGUUCCUUCGACGGAGAUAUCCGACUCACUGCUGAAGUUAUUCUUGGCGUUGUACCUCAAGGAUUGGCCACUAUUAGGGCUUUAGAUUGUGGACAAGGACUUACUGAUAUCACUCCUCCACGUCUCACUACAAAUGUUGCAGAUUUUUCCGUAUCCAAAAACCACCCUGACAUACAAAAUACUUCGUAUUUGGGAAAUAUGAGCAUUGCUGGGUCGGAAAUAUUGACAACACAAACGCCGAUUCUAGUCAACGUUUCAUACACCCUUUGGGUUGGAAGCAACGUGAAUGAAACUUAUAAUAUCUGCGUCACAUCACUUAAAAACGAGACUUUUUAUAGUGUAAUGCUUUUGGCUGCGGAAAUGUCACCGCAUUUUCAAUUCCAAGCUUCCGAUUGGCCAAAUGGACACUAUGUUCAUACUCUGGCUGGUUAUAGGGAGGAACCGAUGUCCUAUCACUAUUGGCUGCUUUAUAGACUGCCGACACCACCAGAACCAUCUCUACCACCAGGAAACCAAUUUGUUGCUCCAGGAGGUGUGGACGAUUUGCAAAUUAGUGAUGGAGAGCACUAUCUUUUCUGGUACAAGAAAUUGUAAGAGAAAGAAGAAGAGGCUGAAGAAAUGCACGAUGGGUUCAAGGAGCUAAAAAUUAAUGACAAAUUAAGAAUGUAAGUGGUACAGAUCUUUUUUAGCCCUUAGUGCGUUUAUAAAUAGUAAAUUCAGAACAAUAAAAAAGCCAUUGUGCACAACAAUGAAAGAUGCCCUUGCAAAUUUUCAAUGCCAUGUGAGAUCUUUAUGAAGUCAUAAAAGACUUCUUUCAGAGUUGUGUUCUUUGAGAAGCUCGACCGUUGCAUUUUCGUCAGCUACAUAUAUCAAGUUAAUGUAAAAUAACUAGUUACGUAAGCUAUAUUAAGUAAAACAUUUUUUAUGAAACAGCAAUGCACAACCAUAUUGUAUUUAUUAUAUCAUAUUAAUAUUUAAUAAAUUCUAAGCGUA
This is a messenger RNA of Belonocnema kinseyi, 2081 nucleotides long. RefSeq lists its product as uncharacterized. The coding region runs from base 276 to 1682 and encodes 468 amino acids. The record is from RefSeq and is a predicted model, not a curated record. The transcript has 7 exons. Gene Ontology annotation, biological process: cobalamin transport. Gene Ontology annotation, molecular function: cobalamin binding. NCBI's taxonomy places the organism in Eukaryota, Metazoa, Arthropoda, Insecta, Hymenoptera, Cynipidae.